AUUCACCUCGCUGAAUACGUGAAUCAUUCCCGCAAUUUACACUUGUCGUCAAUUAAUGUCUCGUCGGUGUCGCCAAGCUAAAUUUCUUUCGAACAUUUCCGUUUUGCCAACCUUCCGGUCUCGUCUCCCCCGCCUGGCUGUCCAUGGAACCUGCCACUAAGAAACGAAAGCUGGCUCCCAAGGUCAACACAUCCGUCGAAUCCAGACCUCAAAUUUCGCAGCAUCACCACGACCCUCCUCCGCACUAUCCGAUCCCGGAACCACUCCCGGAACACCAUGCCUUCGAAUCUUUCGCUCGACACCUCCAGGAUGCUGCGAUGCUCAUCCAACGCCAGACCGAGCGGCCACCAUAUAGCGAGGUUUCUGUGCUCCUGCUGAAGUGGGAGGGCGAUACCUCAUCCGACGAAGAGACCGCCGUGCUCGAAAGUGUACUGCGCAACACGUACCACUAUCAUACCCAGCGAUGGGAGAUACCGUCCUGCCCUAACCCCAGCAUCAAGCUUGGUGUGCAAAUUGCGUCUUUCCUGGAAAAUACGCGACCGGAUCAUCUGCUGAUCAUACACUACGCUGGGCAUGGCUUUGUUGGGCAGGAUGGGCAGUUCUACUGGGCGAGCAGCGAGCGAGAAGACUCCUCAAAACUCAAAUGGGAUGGAGUCCGAUGUUUGUUUGAAGAUGCGCAAUCCGACAUGCUUCUACUCCUCGACACAAGUGCAAUUCCGAAUCCAGGCACAUCGGGCUCCCACGGUGUCAAGCAAGCCAUCUCAGCAAACAUGUCCAAGCAGGAAGCACGCCAAAGCAACCUGCUGUCGCUUACUGCAGCAGCAGGUGAAUCGCUGCGCAACCUCAGCAACGCUCAAAGCUUCACCGCCCGGCAGCUGUACGACGAAAUUAUAAGACUACAACAGCGCCACUUACAACAAGACAGAUCAUCAUCAGUGCCGACCACGUCCCCGAGCGAGCCUCGAUUCUCGGUCUUCUUACCCAUCACAGCUGGCGAAGACCAAGAUUUGAAACUUGCGCCGAUUCUGCCACAGUCACUCAACGGUCACUCCAUUCAAACACCGGCGGAAUUGCCACUUACUGAGCAACGUAUUCAGCCAGAAGACGUUGCUAAAAUUCGAUUUGACGAACAGAGGGUCCUUGUAUGCACGACGUUUGUGGGAGACGCCAGCCCGGACAUGUCCUCAUUCCAUAAGUGGCUGCAGACUCCUCCACUGAUGGGAGAGAAAAUCUCCGUUGAAGGCAUGUUUUUGGGCCCGCCCCUGAUGCUCCUGAUCUCGAUGCCCCACGCAGUUUGGAAUAUUGUGCAGCAUGACAAGGUCUGCUGCUUCCUUGGGUAUAUUUCCACGCACAACAUGCUCCACCUGUAUGGCAAGCUUAUUGGGCCUACCUCUCCUCUCGACAACUCGGCGCACGCGUCGGAAAACUCGCACCCGCAUUAUGAGGCCAGAAAGUCGGCUGUCGAGGCACUAGCCCGUACCACUGAACGCGAGCGUCGUCCGUCUGAAGAACAACCCUUGCUUCAGAUGGGGAGGAGCGCAGGCCUUGCGUCACUGAAGCCAAAGGAAGAGCACGAGGGCACAGCCGAAAUGCGAGAGGCUGCAGAGCAGCUCAAAGCUCUGAGUCAUGUGCGACACUUGAGUGAUGAAUCUACCCCAACGUCAGCGCGCCCUCGCACCAGCUUGCCCAAUGGCUCUGCUCAAUCGGACAAAUCUUUUCGCGAUGGGGACGAAAGGUCACCGAGCAAACUGGACUCGCCUACGAGUAGAGUCAAGGUACCUCGGCACGCAUUGCCGAAACACGAGACUGUGUGCAACCACUGCAGUCAUGCUCCAUUUCGAGACUCCUCAUCACUCAGGAAGCACAUUGCGGCCGCACACACGCGGCCCUUUCCGUGCGCUUUUUCCUUUGCAGGGUGCAACAGUACAUUUGGGUCGAAGAAUGAGUGGAAGCGUCACAUCACCUCACAACAUCUUUGCCUGCAAUACUAUCGAUGCUCGGCCUGUCCCAACAGCAGUGUGGAAGGGAAGGGGAGCGAGUUUAACAGGAAAGACUUGUUCACGCAGCAUCUUCGGCGCAUGCACGCGCCAUUCCAGGUCAAAAGGCCGCCAUCCAAGGUCGAUAACAAGAUCGAGAGUGACUGGGAAGUGCGGGUGAAGCAGAUGCAGGAAUCGUGCUUGGUACAGCGGCGACAUCCGCCUCAAAAGGGAGCCUGCCCCAAGUCUGGAUGUUCCAACAUGUUCGAAGGUCAUACUGCCUGGGAUGAAUGGACAGAGCACGUCGGACGGCAUAUGGAGAAGGGGGAGGCGGGCGGAAUCGGUGUCGAUCAAAACCUGAUUGACUGGGCUUUGCAGGAGAAAAUAAUUGCCUCGAAAGGCGAGGGCGAAUACCGACUUUGCUACCAUGGAGCCAGCGCAGCGAAUGGCGCAAGCAAUGAAAACAGCUCGCCAGUUGCUGCCGCGAAAAAGGAGGAGAAAACAGGAUACAAAGACAAAGAUUCGGAAAAGACCACGGAGAAGGAAACAGAGCCCCUUUCGGCGUCAACGACAACGUCCAUGGCGUUGUCGCAACCUGCUCUGACUGCCGGGACAUCUCAAACGGAACUGGACGCAUCCCCGAGGGGCGUCAAAGCCAACUCGCCCACUGACGGCGACGUUGAAAUGGUUGCUGUUUAGCGACGAGGCCGACGUAUAUGUUACUUUCCUUUGUCGUUGACGACGACAUGACGAUGAUUUACGUACAAUGAUAACGACUAUUUACGACACGACAGAUUUUUGCAAGGGCCUCUCGGCUACUGGAAGCAGGAUUUCGGGAUUUCAUGCGUGGUGUUGGAUGCUUUCGUUUAUCAGGAUAAUCGCUGGGCGCCUUUUGUCACUGUGUUCCCGUUAGGAUCAUGGGGGUUUGGUUGAGUGAGUGAAGUAUCCAAUAGUGACUUAUCCACUAGGUAGUUCUAGUAGAAUAUGAGACCAUCUGAGUGCUCAUGUUGAAACGAGUGGACAAUUGAGCUCA
Emericellopsis atlantica is the source of this 3009-nucleotide messenger RNA. Its product is annotated as putative C2H2 finger domain protein. The transcript has 2 exons. NCBI's taxonomy places the organism in Eukaryota, Fungi, Ascomycota, Sordariomycetes, Hypocreales, Bionectriaceae. The record is from RefSeq and is a predicted model, not a curated record. Bases 144 to 2675 code for a protein of 843 amino acids. Gene Ontology annotation, molecular function: DNA-binding transcription factor activity.